Molecule: messenger RNA, 1567 nt
Organism: Aspergillus steynii IBT 23096
Lineage: Eukaryota; Fungi; Ascomycota; Eurotiomycetes; Eurotiales; Aspergillaceae
Product: FAD-dependent oxidoreductase
Exons: 5
Coding region: 373-1473 (366 amino acids)
Molecular function (GO): D-amino-acid oxidase activity; FAD binding
Source: RefSeq, a predicted model, not a curated record
UUUUACUUUCGUGACUCUCUCUAUGUGACACUGUCUAACACGGUGUCAACAACCCCAUUGUGUCUGAAUACUGAUUCAAACUCACCACAAUCCCGAGGCCGUAUUCUCCGUCUUACUCCGCAUCCGGGGAUUCCCAGCCUCUCCUCUCGUCCGCCGGUGUUUUGUUGUCUUCCCGCCGGGAAUCAUGCUGCCUCUUAAAUUCAUCCCUUCUCUCGGCCUGUUGCCCUUGAUGUCCUCGUUCUUUCUUUGUUCUCAUUGACCUGCACGAGGUCUCCCCUUCUCCCACUCUUACCCCGCAUUCUUCUUCCCUGCUCCAUAGUUACGACCUACUCUUUAAUCUUUAUACUCCGUACCCACGUAAGCAAUACCACGAUGGCCGCCAAAAACAACGUCGUCAUCCUGGGUGCCGGGGUCUCCGGACUCACCACGGCCUAUCUCUUAUCCAAGGAUGACUCCAAUUCCAUCACCGUGGUCGCCAAGCACAUGCCCGGCGACUAUGACAUCGAAUACUGCUCUCCGUGGGCGGGCGCCAAUUACCUUCCGGUUGGGGUCCCCGGAAGCGCCCAUGCCCGAUGGGAGCGAGAGACCUGGCCGGCCUUGAAAGAUUUGGCGGAGAACCAUUUGGACGCGGGGGUCCAUUUCCAAGAGGCGAUCGUAAACAAUCGUGAAAAGGACAGCCAACCCCCGACCGGAACGUGGUUCGCCGAGCUGACGGAGAAAGACCCCUGGUAUAAGGAUGUCGUUCCCAACUUCCGGAACGUCCCCGACGAUCAACUUCCCCCUGGUGCCGACAAUGCAUCUAGAUUCACCUCCGUGUGCAUCAACACGGCGGUCUACCUCCCCUGGCUGGUGGGCCAAUGUCGCAAAAACGGCGCGAUCUUCAAGCGCGGCGUAUUUAAACACGUCACCGAGGCCGCAGACGCCCACCACAGCGGCAAGAAAGCCGACCUGGUGAUCAACUGCACAGGGCUCUCGUCCAAAAAGCUGGGCGGCGUUAAUGAUGACAAGCUGCACCCUGGCCGAGGUCAGAUCGUCGUCGUGCGGAACGACCCCGGCGCCAUGGUCUCGAUCUCCGGCACCGACGAUGCGCCAGAUGAGCUCGUCUACAUGAUGACUCGGGCGGCAGGCGGCGGCACCGUCAUCGGCGGUUCCUACCAGAAAGACCAGUGGGAUCCGCUGCCCGACCCGAACCUGGCGGUGCGCAUCAUGCAACGCGCUAUUGCGCUGCGGCCAGAUCUAGUACGCGAGGGCCAGGGCAUUGAGGGAUUAGACAUCAUCCGGCACGGGGUCGGUUUGCGGCCGUUGCGGGAUGGUGGACCGCGUAUAGAAAUCGACAAGGUCGACGGGGUGGCCGUGGUGCAUAACUACGGCCACGGAGGAUUUGGAUACCAGGCUUCGUACGGAUGUGCCGCGGAAGCAGUGAAGCUCGCCAACGAGGUGCUCUCGCAGCGGAGAGACCGCGCCAAGCUGUAAGCUUGAGUCGUACGAGUAGUAUAUACAUACGUACACCAUAGAUACGCCAGACACGACCUAGACAAGACUGAAUGAACAUCAACAUGACAUUGAA